AUCAGGAAGCGGUGAGCUGAUUGUUGACAGCUCUCUAGUUAACGAAGAUGGUGAGACGCUUUACCUGAGACACUAAUCCUCUCGCAGUCUUUGGAGCUUGAAUCGAGUCGCCCCGCUGUAAGGUUUUCUACUCUAAGUGUAUUUGUAGCCAGGUUCUCAGAGAUGGAUGGUGGAUCAGAAGUGCGAAUGGAGACCCCCACCUUCUGCUGCUCCACCUGUGAAGGAGCAUCAAUCCCAAGCCGCCGCUCCGCUCAGCGCUUCAAGACCCGCAGCCUGAGCACUUCCUCAGCCACCACCUACUCUGAGCACAGAAGGACUCAGUCUCUUCAUGGACCAAGCCCGGUCACCACAUUUGGGCCGAAAGCAUGCAUGCUCCAGAACCCUCAUGCUGUGAUGCAUAUUCAGGAUCCCGCCAGCCAGAGACUGACGUGGAACAAGCCUCCAAAAAGUGUCCUUGUUAUCAAGAAGAUCCGAGAUGCCAGCCUGCUGCAGCCCUUCAAGGAGCUCUGCACCUUCCUCACUGAGGUGAAGAACCUGAUUGUUUACGUGGAGAAGAAGGUUCUGGAUGAUCCAGCCAUUUCAGGCGACGAAGUCUUCGCCGCAAUCUCUAAGAAAUUUUGCACUUUCAGAGAAGAUCUGGACGAUAUCUCCAAUCGUGUGGACUUCAUCAUCUGCCUCGGAGGAGAUGGAACCUUGCUUUAUGCAUCUUCGCUCUUCCAGGAGAGCGUCCCCCCCGUCAUGGCCUUCCAUCUGGGCUCUCUGGGCUUUCUGACGCCUUUCAAGUUCGACACCUAUCAGUCUCAGCUCACCCAGAUCAUCGAAGGGAACGCUGCCAUCGUCCUGAGAAGUCGCCUGCAGGUACGGGUGCUCAAAGAGAACUGGGAAAAGAAGGACAGCGUGGAUGAGAAGGGCAUCAUCCUGACCAACAAAGACGUGGAGAGCAACCGCAAGGCUGUGCAGUAUCAGGUUCUCAAUGAGGUGGUGGUGGACAGAGGACCAUCCUCCUAUCUGUCCAACGUGGACCUCUUCUUGGACGGACACCUCAUCACCACGGUGCAGGGAGACGGUUUGAUUGUUUCCACGCCGACGGGCAGCACGGCGUACGCCGUGGCAGCCGGAGCCUCCAUGAUCCACCCCAACGUUCCCGCCAUCAUGAUCACCCCCAUCUGCCCCCACUCGCUCUCCUUCAGACCCAUCGUGGUGCCGGCCGGAGUGGAGCUCAAGAUAAAGCUGUCCCCGGAUGCCAGGAACACGGCCUGGGUGUCGUUUGACGGAAGGAAGAGACAGGAGAUCUGCCACGGAGACAGUAUCACCAUCACCACUUCCUGCUUCCCCGUUCCCUCCAUCUGCUUCCGGGACCCUGUGAACGACUGGUUCGAGAGCCUGGCCACAUGUUUGCACUGGAACGUGAGGAAGAAGCAGAACUACCUCAGUUCGGAGGACGAGGAAUUUUGAGGCCCGCGCCGUUCGCCCAACGUCGUGUUUCCAGGACUUUUUUCAAUCAAAAAGACGAAAGCAACAUGAGGGUUGGUGAGGAAACCCAAAAGGACAAAAAGGUCAAAAGAGGAAGACGGGUGUCAUAAUGCUGUGGUUGGCGUUGUUUCCCCACAUCCAGGGAGACUUUUCUCUGCUGAAACAAAGAACUAAGACCAAACUACACUUAACUGAAAAAAGAAACAAACAAAAACAAACUCCAGUUGAUGUUUAACUAAAGAAGACCGAAUGGGAUCAAAAAUGUUUGCUUUAGCUGAAUCCAGGGUCCAACUGAGCUGAAUGUGCCUUAGACUUAAACACUGCUAUCAUCAGCAUAAAGUGAUUUGUUGUUUUACUCGUUUGUUUGUCCUUCCUGUCUGCAGAACUGAACACACGAUGAAUGUUUUAAAACCUUAACUGAAUCAUAGGAAGCAUCUUCUUAAUGUCUGGUUUUAAAAGCUCUCCUUUAAACAUCUGCCAAACAUUUUAAAACCUGUUUCUUUUUUUUUUUUAAGGCGUUCUGAGUGUGAACGCUGAGGAAUUGUUACAAAAUUAGCCGCAGUGCAGCCUUCACGUCUACUUUAAGGUGGCCUACUUUAUUACAGGUCUGUCAGGACCUGCCGUCCAGAUUGUGCUUUUAAAUCUACUCAACAGAUCACCCCUAAAAAUAAACAAUCAUUCCUUUUAACCUUGUAUAUAAAUGUAACGCUAAUACGAUGUUUUUUUUGUAAAGUAAUGUCUAUUUACAGGUUUACAUUGUAUUAUUAUUACUGAAAAUAAAUCUAUUUGCUACUUUUUAUACAGCUAUGAGUUUGUCACUUGUUAAUUUUUUCCACAGUCUAGUUUUUGAAAAACUCGUCAUUCAACAGU
Cyprinodon variegatus (sheepshead minnow) is the source of this 2343-nucleotide messenger RNA. RefSeq names its product NAD kinase (gene nadka). NCBI's taxonomy places the organism in Eukaryota, Metazoa, Chordata, Actinopteri, Cyprinodontiformes, Cyprinodontidae. The transcript has 12 exons. Gene Ontology annotation, molecular function: NAD+ kinase activity. The record is from RefSeq and is a predicted model, not a curated record. The coding region runs from base 163 to 1455 and encodes 430 amino acids. Gene Ontology annotation, biological process: NADP+ biosynthetic process; NAD+ metabolic process.